Rhagoletis zephyria (snowberry fruit fly) is the source of this 966-nucleotide messenger RNA. The record is from RefSeq and is a predicted model, not a curated record. Lineage: Eukaryota; Metazoa; Arthropoda; Insecta; Diptera; Tephritidae.
AUGCUGCAGACGCCACGGCUGACCGCCCUGACGCACAACCCCGCCAACGCCAUCACCAUCAGCGGCCAUCCGAAUGGCACCGUGAAGAUGUGGUCACCGAAUGUUCCGAACAAGCCACUCGUCUCGCUCCUUUGCCACCCCUCCGCGCUGCGGGACAUUGCCGUCGACCAGCGCGGCCAGGUGAUGGUCACCACCGGGGCGGAUCGCAGCGUUCGCCUCUGGGACCUGCGCAACACCUACCGCUGUCUGGCAAACGCCAAGCUGAGGACCGUUCCAAGCCGAGUUGAUCUAAGCCAGCGCAACCUGCUGGCCGUCUCCUCGGGCGACCUGGUGGAGGUGUACAAGCUCUUUGCCGGCGACCAGCCCAUCGAGCAGCCGUACAUGCGCCACCGACUGGACUCGCGCAGCAGCAUCAUCUCCUCGCUGCAGUUCUGCCCCUACGAAGACGUGCUCGGCGUCGGCCACCAGUCGGGCUUCACCUCGCUGCUCAUUCCCGGUGCCGGAGAGCCCAACUUUGACGCCUUCGAGGCCAACCCCUACAUGAGCCGGACGCAGCGGCGUGAGAUGGAGGUGAAGGCCCUCCUGGAGAAGGUCAACCACGAGCUGAUUGCCCUCGACGCGAACCUCCUCUCCAUGGUGAGCAGCGCCGAGCGGGCGCCCAAUCCCACCAUGGACGUGCUCAGGGCGGCGGAGAAGCAGAAGCAGAAGGGGGAACUGAAGAAGCAGAAGAAGAAGGCGAAGAAGUUGAAGCAGGUGGACGUCACCGAAAGUGAUGAUGAGGCGGCUUCGAACUCUGUAACUCAGCACCCGCCCCUGCAGCUGGACAGCUUCAAGCCAAGCAAGCGAGGCAAGAAGAAGAAGCUCUCGCAGAAGUUGAGAGGCCAGGAGGCCAAAAAGGAGCAGCACAGGCGACGAGUAGUGACCCAGAGUGUACAGCAGAAGCUGCGAGCUGAAAAGAACAAGUAA